UAGCGAGCGGCGGCGAGAAGGAAGGAACCGGCCGGCGAGCAGAAAGCGGCGACGAGCGACGAGUGCUUGGCGUACGGUUUGUGUGGUGCGCGCUACCGUCGAGAUAGGCUCGAGAUCGGAGAGUGCACGCGCGAUCGAGCGGAGACGGCGAUUCUCAGGACGAGGGAGACACGAGUUUUGAAGUAGAGAAGCACGCGACUGUAGUCCCCAUCCCCCCCAUUCCCCUCCUCCCCUCUGGCCGGACGGUAAAGGGGACGACGACGAGAACGAGAGUUUUGGAGAAACGCAAACGCGUAGCCGUUCAACGACAAUGACGAUGGCAACCGAGACGGAGAACAACGGGCCCGAGAGCAAGGAGAUCAAGGACGUGAAGGAAAUGAAGGAGGCGCUUAAAGACGACGCGCCGCCGGAUAACAAGCAGGAAGAGAAGGACGCGGCGGCGAAGAAGGACGAGGCAGCCGGCAAGAAGGACGACGACGCUGCCGCCGCCGCCGCGGCCGCCGGCGCAGCCACGGCGCCGGCGAAGGCCAGCACCGUGCACCACCCCGACUACGAGAAGGACGUUGUUUAUCUAUAUCAGUUCCCGCGGACGCCACUGCUCCCGUCCUUAUCCCCGUAUGGUCUCAAGGUGGAGACGUGGUUGCGGUUGAAUGGCAUCAAGUACGAGAAUGUUGAUCACAAGAUGAAAUUCCGCUCCAAGAAGGGUCAGCUGCCGUUCGUCGAGCUGAACGGUGAGGAAAUCGCAGACAGUACCAUUAUCCUGCGAGAGUUGAGUCAGAAAUUUGGCAAGGACUUGGAUGCCGGUCUCACGUCUGAACAACGAAGCGUCUCUCACGCCAUGAUAUCCAUGAUCGAGAAUCAUCUAGUCUGGGUUGUCGCGUGCUGGCGCACGAAGAACUUGGAUCAGGUGCUGAAGGGUUACAAGGUCAAUCUGCAACUCGCUCUGGGAUCACGUAUCCCAAACGCUAUUCUGAAUUUCUUCUUCAAGCUCACGUUCGGACGCAAGUUGGAUUGGUUGCAGGGUGCGAGGAAAGUGAAGGCUCAGGGAAUGGGUGUGCACAGUCCGGAGGAAGUGUCCCAAUUCGGGUGCACCGAUCUUAAGGUGCUCUCGGACACGCUUGCUGACAAGCCCUUCUUCUUUGGGGACGAGCCAACUACCAUGGACGUAGUUGCAUUUGCGCAUCUCGCUCAAAUCCUGUACAUCGACAAGGACACGCCGUACAGUCUACGAGAUUACAUGGUCGAGAACUGUCCCAAUUUAGUCGGACAUUGCUCGCGCGUUAAAGAACGAUGUUUCCCGGAUUGGGACGAGAUAUGCUCCAGCCUGGACAUGAACACGCAUCUGCCGAAACCCGAGAAACAGGAGGAGAAAGAGGGCAAGGAGGAGGCGAAGGAGUCUAAAGAAUCCAAGGAGGAGAAAGAGGGUGACAAGGAAAAGGCAGACAAGGAGGAAAAGGAAGUCGAGAAGGACAAGGAAGUUGACGAGAACAAAGAAAAAGAGAAGGACGGCAAAUAAGCGGUCUUUCAUUGUAAAGAGAAAUAAUAAGUCGUUUCAAGGAUUUAAAGGCGAAGAGUCACGAAGGUGUAUUGGCGAAUGAAUAAAGAUAGAAAGAGAGAGAGGGAUAGUUGGCGGUAAGAGUGUGUGUAUGUACGCGCGUGUGUGUGGUUGCAUGAAUGUGAACGAUGAUGGAGAUGAGGACUGUAGAAAGCACGUAUAGAAUGAUGAUGAGGGAAGGGAGUUGCCGGAAGUGAGAGAUUGUAUGUUGAAGAGAAAGGGAGGAAGAAAGAGGGAGAGAAAGAGAGAGGGAAAGAAAAUGAGUGAGUGUGCGUGUGUGUAAGAGAAAGCAAAAAGAAAGAUAAGGUUUGGGACUAGAGCUCUCUACUUAUACGUAUAGAUAUUAAUAGACUCGUGUAUAAUGUUAAUAGUUCGUUUAUAUACGUUCAAUGCGCAUCACGCGUUACUUCACAUUGACACACUCGAAACACACACGACCGGAACGAUUAUUCUCUAAUCCACACGCCCUUUCUCUGCUCUGCUAAGGAUAAACAAAAAACAAACAGGGCUAUCUCAUAAGUCAUUAGAAAUGUAGGAUUGCAAUAUACGAACUGCAAUAGUUUAACGCAGCUGGGGUCUUUGUCGACAGUGGCCAAAUGCAAUAUAGCGUUACGCUAUAAGAUAGAAGUAAUUACGGGAGAAGAGGAAGAGAAGAAGAAGCGAGGAUAGGGUCGCGUGAACGGGCAUACUGAUUCCUGCCUUUUAAGGCGAAAAUAAGCGUCUCCUACUUCGCUUCCCUCAACGAUCCUUGCUGUGUAUAAGUUACUUUGCGUCCUGGCGCAACGUAACGUAAUCUUCUCUUUAAUUUAGUUCACGUUAAUUUCCUUUUUUUAUGCUACGUUCACACGUGUAUCGCGCGUUUUACUUUGCUUUUUAUAUCGUGUUAAAUAAAGUUUCUAAAAAGAUUUUGUACGAGAUUUUUUAUGACGCGUAUCAUUGAGAGAUUUCUAUCGGAAAAUCAUCUGAGGAAACACCGUUGCGUCUAGUAGCCGGUUCAUCGACGCGAUCUGAGAUUUUUAUUACGAUAACGCUAAUAAUAACGCUAACGUAACGAUAAUGUUAAUAAGAAUGAAACAACAAUAAUAUUAAUAAUCAUAGUGAUAGGAGAAAGGGAAUCCGAUGUCCUACGGAAACAAAUGUUAGGUCAUUGAUUGACUGAAUUACUUCUAUCUCUCUCUAUCUAUCUCUCUCUCUCUCUCUCUCUCUCUCUCGCGCGCGCGCGCGCGCGCGUUCUUUUAACAAUCGAAUCGAGAGUCGAGUCACGCCAAUUGACCAGUUAGCAACGGACGUCCUCAGACAGCCUAAUGUGGAAUGCAAAUGUAGUUGAGAAGGCCGUACGGAAAAGUAGUUCGAUCCGCUCUUCCGCCCGGCCGCAAAUCCGGUUUGCAUUUCAUCGUCAUCUCAAAGUGCGUGCAAUCAAUUUUUAUUUUAAUCGACGACUCUCAUUCCUAUAUUUCGUAUGGAUUAUAUGAUAUUUUCAUAGUCCUUUCUUAUCACUUUUUAGAUGACGGAAGUAAGGAACCGCGAUAAGCGAUGGACGACACAUAUUAUUAUCUAUUAUUUGUAUAUUAUAGUAUAUGUAUUAAACAUAGACGCGCGCGAAUGCAGUUGGACUUAGAUAUGCAAGGAAGAUGCCAUUCGUGUAUAGCAGAGUCGUAAUAUUUCGUCCUCUUAUCCACCAUUCCUUGCUCCCUCCAAGUUCUCGAUUUUUUAUUUUCUUUUUAUUUUCUUUCUUUAGCGAAGAGGCACAGAUAAUGUUUUGAUCUCUUUUUCUUUGGUACUCAAAACGCUGUGCUGCCCAUGUAUUGAUAUACGAUUUUUCGGACGUGUUAAGGAAAAAAAAAUUACCUUGCGUAAUACAAAGUGUCUUUCACGCAUCGAAAAUCGACAAUUUGAUGUAUAACGGGAAUUGAAGUUUUUUCUACGAACGCUGCGUAGUUUUUCUACGGCAGCUGAACAUAUUCCACGAGAAGACACGAGAUAUAUUACAUUUAAGUAGCUUAC
This is a messenger RNA of Atta colombica, 3559 nucleotides long. RefSeq names its product failed axon connections (gene fax). Gene Ontology annotation, cellular component: cytoplasm. Lineage: Eukaryota; Metazoa; Arthropoda; Insecta; Hymenoptera; Formicidae. The transcript is spliced from 4 exons. Bases 311 to 1516 code for a protein of 401 amino acids. The record is from RefSeq and is a predicted model, not a curated record.